GCUCUCGUGGUGUUCCUCGUGUUCCGUGGGGUUGGUUUGUUUGUUCGUUCGUUCCUACCUACCUACCGGAGAAGGGGGCGGGCACGCGGCCCGCCCCGGUUAUACCGCCAGCCAUGACGGAGCCCGCUGGAAUUUCUAGCAGACACGAGAAGAGUCUGGGUCUCCUCACCAGUAAAUUCGUUACCUUACUACAGGAGGCGAAGGACGGGGUACUGGACCUGAAGGUGGCUGCAGAUACUCUUGCUGUGAGACAGAAAAGAAGAAUAUAUGAUAUUACCAAUGUUCUGGAAGGCAUUGGCCUAAUAGAGAAAAAAUCAAAGAACAGCAUUCAGUGGAAAGGUGUAGGUGCAGGAUGCAACACAAAGGAAGUAUUGGACACACUGAAAAAUCUUAAAGCUGAAAUUGGAAAUCUGGAACUUAAGGAAAAAGAACUUGACAGUCAGAAAGUGUGGAUUCAACAGAGCAUUAAAAAUAUCAUUGAUGAUCCCUUGAAUAAACCAUUUUCAUUUGUAACACAUGAUGAUGUCUGUAAUGGAUUCAAUGGUGACACAUUAUUGGCAGUUCAGGCUCCAUCAGGAACACAACUGGAGGUUCCUAUACCAGAAGUGGGCAAAAACGGACAAAAAAAAUACCAGAUCAUUUUAAAAAGUGACUCUGGGCCUAUUAAGGUACUGUUAAUUAAUAAAGAAUCCAGUUCUACCAAGCCUGUAGCUUUCCCUGUUCCUCCACCUGAUGAUGUUACCAAACGGCAUUUGGCAUCCACUGAAAGUCAAGCGACCCUAACACAGAAUCCAUACAGUCAGACAAAUACAGUCCAAAAUAGCAAUUCUUCACACAAUCCAUUUGGACACACAAAUGCAGUUCAAGAUGGCAAUCCUUCACAGAAUCUGUAUGGAGAGACAAAUUUAGUUCAAGAUGGCAAUCCAGCCCAGAAUACGUAUGGACAGACAAACCUGGUCCAAGAUUGCAAUCCAGCCAAGAAUACGUAUGGACAGACAAACAUGGUUCAAGACGGCAAUCCAGCCCAGAAUACGUAUGGACAGACAAACAUGGUUCAAGACGGCAAUCCAGCCCAGAAUACGUAUGGACAAACAAACCUAGUCCAAGAUGGCAAUCCAGCCCAGAAUACGUAUGGACAGACAAACAUGGUUCAAGAUUGCAAUCCAGCGCAGCAUACAUAUGGACAAACAAACCUAGUCCAAGAUGGCAAUCCAGCCCAGAAUACGUAUGGACAGACAAACAUGGUUCAAGAUGGCAAUCCAGCCCUGAAUACGUAUGGACAGACAAACAUGGUUCAAGAUGGCAAUCCAGUGCAGAAUACAUAUGGACAGACAAACAUGGUUCAAGAUGGCAAUCCAGUACAGAAUACGUAUGGACAGACAAAUGUAGCUCAAAAUGACAAUCCUGCACCGUAUGGACAGACAAAUGUGAUUCAAAAUAGCAACCCAGCUCAAGAUUCUACUGCAAAUUGCAGUUUACAAGUGAACACAACAGCAAGCCGUUACUCCCAAUUUCCUGAAUCCAAUUUAUAUAAUGAUCUUGCUACACAUUCAACACACAGUGCAGCUGGCACCAAUGAUUAUACUCCUUUGCUUCCUCAGGAUGACAGUGGUAGUGGUACCAGAAAGCCACACUUGUUUGAUGUUACGAAAAUGGAUGAAUCCGAUGGUCAAAUAUGUAGUGAUCUGAUUGAUGAGUUAAUGUCUUCUGAUGUGUUUCCUUUGUUGCGGCUUUCCCCGACUCCAGGAGAUGAUUACAGCUUCAAUUUGGAUGAUACCGAAGGUGUCUGUGAUCUGUUUGAUGUGCAGAUAUUAAAUUGUUAGUUUUUAUUUUUUUCCUCCCAAUUCUUCCUUUUGGAUUUUUUUUUAUCUACCUCCUACAUGCCUUACACAGAGUAGCAUCAGCAUAUCUACCAGUGGAUUGUAUCUUUUAUUUAGGAAUUUACUUUUUAUAUACAUGUACUUUUGUAAUUAGUUUAAUUUAGUUUUAAGUUUUUGUUUAAAGUAAUUUUUUUUUUUUUUUUUAAAUGAUACUUUUUAUAAUUGUAACUGUGAAUUACUGAUUACAACCUUUGUUGUUUUUGUGUGGAAAAAUUUGAUUUUUUUUUAUGCAUUAUCAUGCAAAUUUACUGUUACAGUGGCAAAAGCAUGAUAAAAAACAGAAUUUUGGAAAACCGUGUUCUUGAUGCAUUAUGUUGCUGGGUUUUCUUCUCCACCCUCACAUGUGAUCGGCUGGAGGAGUAACUCCUACUGCUUAUCUGGAAAUGUGUGGCACACUUCUACAGUGAGAUGCCCAUUCACCAUCUAGUAUAUGGAUCUAUUAUUUUGUGUGACACGAUGGUGCUUGUGUAUCAAAAUCUGAGAAAGCAUGGUGGUUAUCCUAAUUAAAAGAAAUGCAUCUGAAAGUUUGUACUAUUUUAAUAUUUAAUUCUCUUUUUACCUUUCACCUACCACUCUUAAAUGUGUAAUCAGCUGCUCCACCCUUAUUAGUUUUCAGAUGUACACAUUUUGCAGUAACAUGAAAGUUAGAACAUUCUAGUGAAAUUGGAACAAAGGGAUAAGCAUUCCUUCAGAUACUUCACUCUUCUUUUUGAUUUUUGGAGAAUUAGCAUGCUGACCUUCACUAGAGUAUACAUGUGUAGAAUCAUUUAAACAAUUUUUAAUGGUGUAACACUAAACAAGAGUCCCCAGCAGCCUGUCACCUCUGGUGGUGGUGACUGACUUAGAGUUUCAACUGACCAUUCAUAUGAAUUGGUAUGGCUAAGGAAUAGUGUAAGAUUAGCCAUGCUUCCAGAGGGCCCAGACUGUGGAUGACCAGGGCCCUUUUAUUUUGUGUUAAAUCAUUUAAAAAAAAUUGUUUAAUAAUGAAUGGAGAGAUAGCACAUUGGACUCUAGACACUAAUCGCUUCAAUGAGAGAAAAUGGUUAUAAUUUGUAGUGUCUCUUUAACAGUCCUAUACACGAACUGGUGUUUCUCUCAAAAGUUGCUUACAUUUUCUCCCUAACUGCAGUAAUCUAAUGGUAGAUAAGUAUAUUACAAAGAUGCUUGGCUAGUAAUAUUGCACAUCAGACUACACCAGUGAUUCUCUGAUUUAUCCACCUGACUCAUGCUUUAAGUUUUAUUUAAAGGUGUGUAGUGAGUUUAUCCAAAAUUACUGUUUUAGUUUUUUUUUGUUUUUUUUUAUGCUGUAAAUGAUUAUUUGCACUUUUGGUUUUCGUUUGUAUAUCUAGUAUGACUUUUUGUAAUCAAACUAAUGGCUGCUAUGGGUCUAUGCGUACUAUUUAAAGGAACACUUCAAGCAUCAUAACCACUAUAGCCUGACGUGAUGAGUAUGGUGCAAGGAGUCCCCUGGCCCAGUCACAUAGUUGUGUUUUUGUUUUAAUACAUGCAUGGUUUCCUUGAGCAUCAGUAGUCCUUCAAAUCUUUGUCGCUAUCACUAAAUCGUAUGUUGUGAUUCCAUUUUGUGCAAAUUGUCACAUCAUUUAUUUAAGUGUUGACCGUGCCAAUGGCCUCCUGCUCCUAGCAUUAUAGCCACUAUUGAGGGAUGUAGUGGUUAUGGUGCUUAGUGUACCCCUUUGAAUAUUAAAUAGCAGUAAAAUGUUGUAAAUGUCUGAUAUCUUUAUCUUGUUAUCUGUAUUGGGUGGUAGCUAAACGGCAAAUAUAUUUUUUAUUUUUUUACUACUUACUCAUUGCAGAGAAGGUUAUGUCAUACUAUAAGCAGUUUCAUAAUCCAUACACAGAAACGUGUUUUCUAGCCACUGGAUAGAUGGGAAAUUUAAAUAUAUAUAUUUUUUUUCUGAGCGACAGUCUAAAGCACUGUGAUUAACAAUAGAUGUGGCAGUGGAGAGGUUUGUCAGUAAUAAUCUAGGCUAGUGUUUGGCAACAGAUGCCUCUUCCUAUUGUCCUUUGCUGGCCUGCAUUUUUUGUUUGUUGCACCUUAAUUCACUCCAGUGGUGGCAAGCAGGAGUUGUGAAGCUUUACUGGAAUCUAUUUUUAUACUGAUCGUUUUUAUAAGUGCCGUUAGUUCCCAGUGCAUGCUUACUACUUUGCAUGUAACCUUUUUAGUAUAGUUUUCUGUGAAUAAAUACAACUUGCAUGUGAUAGAUUUUGGCCUCAAUAAUAUGCUGUAUUUUUUUUGCAUGCUCAAAUCUUUGCAUGAAACAAUGUUUUGGAUUGCUCCACCGUAAGCCUGCUACUUUAGCCACUCCCCCUCCAGAAAAAUAUGUCCUUAUCAAAUACAUGCACACAACUCUGCCACAGAGAGUGCUGAGAGAUUUGAACUACAGAACACCCUGGGAGAUAUAUUGUAAGAUUAUUACUACCGGUUUAUAGUUUCUCAACUGUAGGCAGCCAGGUUGUGAAUAUUGGGGUUGAGACUGUGUGCAUACAUCUGAUAAGGAAGUCUUUCUGGCAUUAGAGGGUGUGGCUAAGGAGGCAGGUUUAUGAUACAGCAUUACAAAAAUGUGCAAAACUGUAAAGAUCUGAGCAUGCACAAAUAGAUAUCUUAAUGAGGUCUAAAUCUAUGAAAUGCAUACAAUGAACACUGUAGUUACCUAGACCACUUCAUCUCAAUGAAGUGCCAUGCCCUAUAUCCGUUUAACACUGCGGCUGAUAAUAUUGCAGGUCUGUAGGUACAGCAAUGUUGUCGUCAUAGGGUUAAUCUGCUACUAGUUGAGGUGGAUCCGCCAAAAGAGUGGAGUAAAACUCUACUAUUUCAAUCAUAUGGUCUCAGAGAGACCAUGUAAUUGGUGCAGCGGGGCAUUUUGGCACAUAUACACACUAUCCUCCAGGUGCUUUCCUAUGAGAACACUGGAUUGGCUGAAAUCAUGGAUCUCAAUGAUUUAGACAAAGAGUGGAGCUUCACCAAGGAGACUGGCGCUGCGAGAGAGAAAAGGUAAACUCCCCUUUUUAACUGUUGAGUGGGGGCCCGGUCACCUUAACAGUGACAUUUGUAUUCCUAAUGCUAUAGUGUUUUAAGUUGUAUUGGUACCCAGAUUGUCCCUUUACAUUUAAUGUUUGUUUGUUUAAAGUAUACCCUUGUCCAAACAAUGUUAAUCUAACCAACAUUAUCUUAAAAUUCACAUUCAAAAAUAUUUGGUAUGUGAUUUGGGCGGUCCAGAAUUAAAACUGUAAAUAUUGUCCAGGAUGCUUCAAAAGUUUUUAAACUUGUUUAUAUUUCUUCAAAAGAUUGGGUUAUGUUGACAUGUUCAAAAUACAGUUUUGCAGCACAAAUCCUUUUUACCUGCCUGGUAUCCUCUUGUUCUGCCAAUAUCCUUUUUAUUUUUGUGUGUGUGAAUAAUCACUGCCUGUUUAAAACCAAACCUUUUU
Molecule: messenger RNA, 5327 nt
Organism: Pelobates fuscus (common spadefoot toad)
Lineage: Eukaryota; Metazoa; Chordata; Amphibia; Anura; Pelobatidae
Gene: E2F5
Product: E2F transcription factor 5
Exons: 9
Coding region: 114-1823 (569 amino acids)
Biological process (GO): regulation of transcription by RNA polymerase II
Cellular component (GO): RNA polymerase II transcription regulator complex
Molecular function (GO): protein dimerization activity; DNA-binding transcription factor activity, RNA polymerase II-specific; RNA polymerase II cis-regulatory region sequence-specific DNA binding
Source: RefSeq, a predicted model, not a curated record